AUGCGAAUUGAGAGCGAGCGUGGAGGAUACGAAUCGUCGCGGGAUUGGCGACAUAAAUGGGACGAAAGGCGUCAUAUGCGGUCUCGAGCGGCGUGAUAAAUCGCGCCUUUGUCGUAGACGAGCCGAUAAAUUGGAAUGGCGUCGAAAUUAAUGGACCUACUCAGGAAACUAACGCGGCGAAGCCGGAACGUCAGCAAUGGGGAAGCGACAGAGAGUUCCUGCUGUCCUGCAUCGCCAUGUCGGUCGGCCUUGGAAAUAUAUGGCGAUUCCCGUUCACGGCCUACGAGAAUGGCGGCGGUGCCUUCCUGAUACCGUACAUCAUCGUCCUGAUCGUCAUAGGAAAGCCGUUUUAUCUGCUGGAGAUGAUUCUGGGACAGUUCUCCAGCCAGUCAGCCGUAAAAAUCUGGGAUCUCGCGCCGGCAUUCCGAGGCGUCGGCAUCGCGCAAUGUAUGACGCUGCUGGCACUAGCGUCUUAUUACUGUUCGCUGAUGGCGUUGACUCUCUUCUACCUCGUCGCCAGCUUCCAGACGGAACUGCCGUGGGGAAGAUGCCGGGAAGAAUGGGGCGAAUUCUGCGUAGACUCUCUACCGGGCAAUCACAGCGCUAGAACCGAGAACACGAGUUACACCAGUUCCGCCGAGCUAUAUUUCUACAAGGAGGUAUUACGAGAGAAGGACAACAUCGACGAUGGCAUCGGCAUACCGGAUUGGCGUCUGUCGAUCACACUUUUCAUCAGCUGGCUAACAGUCUUCCUUGUAGUGAUCCGAGGCGUGCGUAGUUCUGGCAAGGCGGCGUACUUCUUGGCGAUAUUUCCCUACAUAGUCCUCGUCGUGCUGCUUGUAAGGGCGGUCACCUUAGAUGGAUCUACCGCCGGUAUCCUGUACUUCAUCACCCCAACGUGGGAAAAGUUGAUGACACCGAUGAUCUGGUAUCACGCUGUCGCCCAAUGUUUCUUCUCGUUGACCGUCUGCUUCGGCGCCGUCGUCAUGUUCGCCUCGCACAACAAGUUCGACCAUGAUGUGUAUCGGGACGCGAUGAUCGUGACGACUUUGGACACUUUUACCAGUCUGCUAGCCGGUUGCACGAUCUUCGCCAUUCUGGGUAAUCUCAGCCGCGAAUUGGGUACCGAGGACGUCGGCGCAGUGGUCCGUGGUGGCAUCGGAUUGGCAUUUAUCUCCUACCCGGAGACAAUCGCCAAGUUCACGGUCGCGCCGCAAUUUUUCGGCGUCGUGUUCUUCGCAAUGCUAUUCGUCCUGGGGAUCGGUAGCGAGGUCGGCCUCACCUCCGCCAUAAUUUCCAUCGUGCACGAUCAGUUCCCGAAGGUCAAGUACUGGCACGUAGCUGCUGGCACUUGCCUCUGCGAGUUUUUAAUCGGUCUUAUAUACGUCACGCCGGGCGGCCAAUUCAUGAUAACCUUCGUCGAUUAUUACGUGACCUCGUUUAUCGCUUUUCUGCCGGCUGCUUUCGAAAUGAUCGCCGUCGCUUGGUCGUACGGACUGGGUAACUUCUUGAACGACAUCGAGUUCAUGCUGAAGAGACGCCUAUCGAUGUUCUGGCGGCUCUGCUGGAGCAUCCUUACUCCUGGAAUUAUCCUUGUGAUCUUCCUGUAUACAUUCGCCAAUCUCGAACUUCUGAAAUACAAUAAGAAUUUCUACCCGAAUUCAGCUUACGUUGUAGGUUGGAUUCUCUUUUCCAUUGCUGUUUUCCAAAUACCUUUAUGGAUUGCCAUUGCGAUAUUCAAGAAAAGACAUCUUCCUUUCCAGAAAAUGAUUAGGCAAGCAUUCCAGCCAUCGAAAUCUUGGGGUCCGAGCAACGCGGAAGAUCGUAGAAAAUGGUUGGCCUUCCGAGAUCAGCGUGAUGCGGAAGAAGAAUGAUAUCACGGUAUAUAAAUCAACAGUUCAAGGUUCGUCCUGACUUUCAAAAGAUGACGUUUCAAGAUUUCGACGAUGAGGUCAACCGAAGUUAAAUGACUUUAUAGCAGAAUUACAAGCGGCACAUUCAUCGUUUUGCAAUUAACGAAACUCAUCAUUAUAAUUAAUGACAUAUAUGUCAUUACAAUGUUACAUGGCACUAAGUAUAAUGAUGGUAAUGAGCAUUUUCGCAAUUCAUUUGUCCUUGCUAACUGUACGUCUGUUAUUUCUAAGCUUCAUAGAAAAUGGAACCGUGUGAAUGAAAAUGGAACCAUGACUUCACGAUUAUAGCUUGUAUGCAAUACUGGCGUUGAAGCACUGCGCGUUGUAUCUUAAAUACAAAGCGCGAUUUAAAAAAAAAUUUUAAUGCGUUAAAUAGUUUACGAGCGGCAAAAAAAUACAGUACAGUUCUAUAUGUAAUUAUUAACAGUCGAUAAAUUAUGAGAUAUUUGGAUUCUAAAUUCGCGAAACAUUUGAGAUAUUUCGUUACGCAAGCAUAUAUGCAAAUAGAAUAAAUAUGUGUGCCUAUCAUUGCCUCCUUCUCUUGUCGCCGAGAGAACUUGUUGGUUUCCUUUCGCUUAGAAAGAUUCUGCGUCAUUGCAUAUGAAGCGUGACGUAUCGUGACAUCAUGCAACUGUGACGUACGGGAUUAUAUUGCGAAUACAGAAAAUACAAAAAAAAAGAAAGAAAAA
Molecule: messenger RNA, 2602 nt
Organism: Pogonomyrmex barbatus (red harvester ant)
Lineage: Eukaryota; Metazoa; Arthropoda; Insecta; Hymenoptera; Formicidae
Product: sodium-dependent nutrient amino acid transporter 1-like
Biological process (GO): sodium ion transmembrane transport; nitrogen compound transport; amino acid import across plasma membrane
Cellular component (GO): plasma membrane
Molecular function (GO): amino acid:sodium symporter activity; L-amino acid transmembrane transporter activity
Source: RefSeq, a predicted model, not a curated record